AUGGUGUUAAUGGGUUCCGAAGCCAUGAAAUCGAAACAAGAGUUUGAUCAAGAGGAAGAAGAUGGUGAAGAUGUCAUUGUAGAAAGAUGUUAUAAAAACCGAUACGUACGGUUUAAUGAAGUACUAGGGAGAGGAGCCUUCAAGACUGUAUACAAAGGGUUUGAUGAAGAUGAAGGAGUUGAAGUUGCAUGGAAUCAAGUUUCGUUAAACGAUUCCAUGCAAUCUUCUCAAAACAUGGAGAGAAUUUGUUCCGAGAUUCGUUUCUUGAAGACACUAAGACAUGAGAACAUCAUCAAAUCAUAUGUUUCUUGGGUGGAUGACAAGAAGAAAACAAUCAACAUGAUAACCGAGUUGUUCACUUCGGGGAGUUUGAGGGAAUUUCGUAUGAAACACAAAGGUAUUGAUUUAAUAGCAAUCAAGAAUUGGGCUAGACAAAUUCUUGGAGGGUUGGUUUAUCUUCAUAGUCACGAACCGCCGAUUAUUCAUAGGAAUUUAAGUUGUGAUAAUCUAUUUGUUAAUGGGAAUCAUGGAGAGGUGAAAAUUGGUGAUUUAGGGUUAGCAACUCUUAUGAAACGCCCUGCGGUUAAUGGUUUGAUUAAAACCCCUGAAUUCAUGGCACCGGAACUUUAUGAAGACGAGUAUGAUGAACUUGUUGAUAUAUAUUCGUUUGGAAUGUGCAUGUUGGAGUUGAUUACUUGUGAGUAUCCUUAUAGUGAAUGUAAAGAUCCGUCGGAAAUACGUGGGAAAGUUUCUUCAGGUGUAAAACCGCUUUGUCUUUCAAAAGUUAAGGAUCCACAAGCCAAGGAGUUCAUAGAGAAGUGUUUGGUCCCGGUGUCUCAACGUUUGCCUGCCAACGAGCUUCUUAAAGACCCGUUUCUUGCCCAAUCAGGAAGUAUAAAAGUAGAAUUAGAAAGCGUGGAUAAUGAGGCGAUCAAGGUAAAUUUGAUUGAAGUACCAAAGCCCGAUGAUAAGAUGUCACUUGGUAGCCCAUGUGUGAAGAAGAACAAUGAUCUCUCGAAGAAUGAAGCAGAUAACAUGGUGAUGCUAAAGAUGAGAGUAGUUGAUUUUGAUGGUCGUGGCUAUACGGUUGAAUUCCCAUUUUAUUUGGAAGUUGAUGAUCCGGAUACUAUAGCCAAGUAUAUGGUUGAAGAAGUUGACAAGGUACACGAUGACGUUGCUACGAUAGCAGAGCAGAUCAAGGAUCAAGUCAUGAAGUUGGCGCCGACAUGGAAACCUUCGUGUGGUAACAAAUCUAGUUCUAGUAGUGAAGUAAUGAGUAGUUCACCAAAGGCUUCUGUAGGCUUAAAUACAACUGAUCAACAAGCAGUACUCCCAUGUUUGUCCCCAAAGGUCGAGAAACUAGAAAAGCCCGAUUGCAAAGGGACAAAUGAUUCAUUGCUUAGCCAUUCGGGUGAUUUGAUGGGGAUCUCAAAAGUAAAUUCCAAUGGUUGUCGCGUCAAAAGCAUGUCCAGUGUUUCUCCGAUGGAUGGAUGUGAAGGUUUGAAGAAAGAGGUUGACGCAAUUGAUCAAGCUCCGUAUAGUGAUAUAGAGAAGCAUAGAGAAGCUGCAAAGAAGAGAGGGUUCUUGAAGAAGGUAUCGGUUUUAUCGUUGAAGCGCUGUUUUGUGGGUCAAAAUUUGGUUCUUUAG
This is a messenger RNA of Erigeron canadensis, 1647 nucleotides long. RefSeq names its product probable serine/threonine-protein kinase WNK3. The transcript has a single exon. Gene Ontology annotation, cellular component: cytoplasm. Bases 1 to 1647 code for a protein of 548 amino acids. NCBI's taxonomy places the organism in Eukaryota, Viridiplantae, Streptophyta, Magnoliopsida, Asterales, Asteraceae. Gene Ontology annotation, biological process: intracellular signal transduction; protein phosphorylation. Gene Ontology annotation, molecular function: protein serine/threonine kinase activity; ATP binding. The record is from RefSeq and is a predicted model, not a curated record.